Molecule: messenger RNA, 1116 nt
Organism: Rotaria sp. Silwood2
Lineage: Eukaryota; Metazoa; Rotifera; Eurotatoria; Philodinida; Philodinidae
Source: the annotation of a GenBank genome assembly
AUGCCAUUGUUUCGUCGUGCUAAAAUUAUCAAUAAUUUUGAUAUAAUUGUCGAGUGUACUGAAAAACUUUUGUCUAAUUGGCGUGCAAGUUCGAGUCAUCAUGUACAUUGUGAUAUUGUGCUACAAUGCCAAAAUCUUCUACUUGAAAUAUUUGGUUUAAUCAGUUUUGACUAUAAUCUAGAUGCACUCAACGAAUAUGACUCGAAUAAAAAUGAGCUCACGACGGCGCUCUACGAGUUUAUGAGUUCGUGUAAAUUGGUAUUCUUUUCACCACCUAUAAUAGGUAGCAUUUAUACACAUUUCAGCUAUCGACAUCGACAAGCAAAGGCUAUCAUCGAACGUUAUAUAUAUCAACUAAUGGACAAUGAAAUGGCUGAGACUAUAGAGUCAAGAGCACAACGAAAGAGAACAUGUUUGAUUGCUUCACUUGUAGCUUCCCUACAAGAGGAUGAAGAAGCGGAGGCGAAAAAAAGUGAAGAUCAAAAACAAGGUCUUUCAAAAUUAGAAGUGUUACAAGAGAUCCUCGCUUUCAUGGUUGCUGGCUUUGAAACGACGUCUACUGCGCUGGCCUGGUUCAUUCAUACGAUGAGCAAAUUUCCUGAUGUACAACAAAAGAUCAAAGAAGAGUUGAUGCGUAUUGGUGAUAAUCAGACUUUAACAUUAAAUCAGCUUGACUCUUUAGUCUAUUUGGAUUGUGUUAUCAACGAAACGCUACGCUUUCAUCCAGUUACUUACGGAACUGCACGUACAUUGACGAUUGACGAUCGUCUUCCUGAAAGUAACGUUCAACUGUAUAAAGGUGACACAGUUUUUAUUCCAUCUCACAAUCUUGCACAUGAUGCUCGAUACUGGUCAAUCGAUCCUGAACGCUUUGCUCCCGAAAGAUUUUUAGGAGAAGAUAAAAAUUAUCAUCCAUACGCAUUCCUUCCAUUUGGUGCGGGUCAUCGUCAAUGUGUUGGACAAGAUUUAGCACGGUUCGAACUUAAAGUGAUUAUCGCAAGAAUGUUACAACAAGUUACAUUUGGCGAUGGUGGAUCGAAAGUUAAUUCAGGUGGACAUGUGACAGGUCUCACUAUCAGACCGAAAUAUGUUGGUGUUACCAUCGAGUUUCCUUGA